UUCAGGCUGCUGUACUGUUGCACCCUACGUUUGUUACUGCUGUUGACAUCAAAGGUCAAGCUUUUUCUGAUGCAUUUUGGAGAUGCACUAACUCUGUUCUAUUGCAAAUGUAAGUCCUGAUUCUAUAAUUUUUGCUAUUAAAUAUCAUAUGUCCAAUGACCAAUUUCUGUACCUGGAGCUGAGAUUGACAAAAUGUCCCCGCCGGAAUUAGUCAAGCAGUUCGAGGAGGUUCCUUUUGCGAACUCUGGGGUUGGUCACUUUGUCAAGAUUUUCCCCAGUGUCCGGCAUGGAUAGAGCGUGAGAUACAGUCACCAUGAUGCCGCUGCCGUGAAGAGUGCUGAGGAAGCCCUGGCAGAUAUGAUCGACUGGUUUAACAAGAACCUGAAACUAACGCUAUAGUUGAAGUCUUCCAUGUAAGAUGUAUAUACAUAAAACUUUUUUUUAAUUAACGCUAAGAUACUAUUGUUUCAAAAUACUAUUGUUUUCCCUGGUCUGGACACAGAAUCAUUAAUCAGAAUGGAAUUCGAAGUCCGAAUGAACAUCAAACGAAACUGCAUGAAACUCCGUGCAGUGUAUUCACGAUGGCUCGGAAUCCGACAACACGAUCGGAAUCCAACAACCCGAUCGGAGCAGCAGCGCAAGCGCGUCCUGCCGGCCGACUCGGACUCGCAUUCGUCGGGGGUGAUAAAUAUCGGGGCAUCGUCGCCUUCCCACUCGUCGAUCCACUCAUCUGUUCACCGGUUCUUGUUCUCCCUCCCCGCGGCGAGUCGGAUCCACGGCAAGAGCUUGCUUCGUUGCCAUCUCGCGGCAAACCAUGUCCACACUUGCUCCUCGCGCCGCUCCCAUCUUCGGCGCCAUCGCCGGUGAGCUCCGGUUCCUGAAGCAGCGGCGGGGCGUCGCCGCCGUCGCGCCCGCGGCUUGCGGCGAGAUGGUACGAGAGACGUCGGCCCGCCGCGUCGGCGCCGAGGGGCACUCUGCGCCCAGGCAGAAGCGAGCCCGAAGCGGCUUCGACGUCAAGACCAGGGAGGGCUUUGGUGUUGGCGAGGUGCUCGUCGUCCCUGCGCCAGCGCUGCACCGCCUCGCGGAGCGGAUGGGGACGGAGCUCGACGCCGUUCGCGAUCUCUACAAGAAGGCGAAGCUCUUGUCCCGCGGCGCAGGCAAGAGCGCCGCGGCCCCUGACGGCAAGGACGAGCGGUUCUUGGCCGCCGAACCACGACAGGAGGCGCCAAUGGAGGCGGCAGCGAAAAGGAGGAAGAUUUCCCCGUCGGAGCCCUUGUCGGAGGCGGCGCAGCAGAGCACGGAACCAGAGAAGAAGCAGCGCCCGGUCAAGCAGCGCGCCGCGCCGACGAAGACGAAGCGCUCGACGACCGACCUGAUUGACGAGGCUAAGGAGGCUCUGAAGAGGCGGCGGCUGGAGGAGAUUGCGCGUCUGAGGCAGAAGGCCCGCCAGGAGAUUCUCGAGGUGGAACGGGCGGCGCAGCCCGAGGAGACGAUACACUCGCGGGACUUGGAGGAGCUCGGCAUCGCCGGGUUCGAGUACGCCGUGACUCGGACGAGGAAGCAAGCACGGCGCAGUCCCGGGUGAACGGCGGCGGCCUUCACGCCACAAUCUUCCUGCAAGCCGAGGAUGAUGGCCGCGAAGACAUGGAAUUGGUAGGAUUGUAGGCAACAUGCAUCGAC
Messenger RNA from Phragmites australis (common reed), 1680 nucleotides. RefSeq lists its product as uncharacterized. The record is from RefSeq and is a predicted model, not a curated record. NCBI's taxonomy places the organism in Eukaryota, Viridiplantae, Streptophyta, Magnoliopsida, Poales, Poaceae. The transcript has 2 exons. Bases 815 to 1585 code for a protein of 256 amino acids.